This is a messenger RNA of Aspergillus calidoustus, 411 nucleotides long. Lineage: Eukaryota; Fungi; Ascomycota; Eurotiomycetes; Eurotiales; Aspergillaceae. The record is from the annotation of a GenBank genome assembly.
AUGGACCGACCUCCUCUCUCGCCACCUUCUGAGCCAUCCCCGUCUCCAAAAACCACGCCAAUUCCCCUCGACUCGCCUAUGCGCACAACCCCAAUCCACGAGCUCCUUCCAGACAUCUGCCUCCCAAGCGCUCUUCCAACAUACAACUACAAUCCGGUAACCUGCGCUCCUCUAGACACCGACGAUGUACGCGCCCAGCUUGAGGAACUGCGCAAAGAGUUUCCGACACACGAAGCGGCGCUAAAGGCGCAAGAACAGGCCGCGCGCGAGCUGAAGCAAAAAUUGGAGGAUGCGGAGAAGAAGCGCGAGGAGGUGCAGAAGACCAUGGAUAAGAAGAUCAAGGAGCGCAAUACCGAGCUGAAGGUUCUUUCGAAGUACCAGGAUGGAAAGGCUUCAGGCUUGCCAACUUAA